GCGAGCACCGGACCGGGGUCCUUGGGUCCUACCGGGAGCGGCCUGAGCAGGGCCAGCCGGGGGCGGAGGGGGGGGGUCCGGGGCAGCGCCGGGUCCCUGCCGUGUUCCCUUGGGGCUCUGCGGGAGGGACCGCGCUCUCCCUGUACCCGGGGAUCCCCGGGGCGGGGGAAAGGAGGGACCGGCUCCUCCGAGCCCCGGAGCCUCCCGGUCCCAGCCGCCCCGUCCCGCAGCAGCGCGGCCAUGGCGAAUCACCUGCGCUUCGUGGGCCGCACCGUGAUGGUGCAGAACGGGAACGUGGAGGCGGCGUACGGCGUCCUGAACAGCUCUGCGUCCCGCCGCUCCCCGGGAUGCGGGUGUCAAUGGAGUGAAAGAAAGGAAUGGCUCAGCACAGAAACUGGCGAGGGCAGCGCUGUUCCUCGAGGAGCUGCGUGCUCAGCGCACACCUUCGCUGGCCCCACAGAAGUGGGGGGGAUUCCUUCCCCUCCUCGCUCUCCUCAUGGCUGGAUAGCGAGGAGAACGAGCUGAGGGUCCCCGCGGGGACCGAGCUAUGCCCAGGGUUUGCAGCGUGGCGUGGUUUGUUCCUCCCUCCUCCUCGCACAUCCCGGAACCUUUCCCGCCGCCGUCACGGCUC
Molecule: messenger RNA, 631 nt
Organism: Hirundo rustica (Barn swallow)
Lineage: Eukaryota; Metazoa; Chordata; Aves; Passeriformes; Hirundinidae
Gene: MRPS21
Product: mitochondrial ribosomal protein S21
Exons: 2
Coding region: 241-525 (94 amino acids)
Biological process (GO): translation
Cellular component (GO): ribosome
Molecular function (GO): structural constituent of ribosome
Source: RefSeq, a predicted model, not a curated record